Molecule: messenger RNA, 990 nt
Organism: Blumeria graminis f. sp. triticale
Lineage: Eukaryota; Fungi; Ascomycota; Leotiomycetes; Helotiales; Erysiphaceae
Source: the annotation of a GenBank genome assembly
AUGCCUACCCUUCGUCUACUCAAAAGGUCGUUCAAUGGAAGUGUUCAGCCGCUAAUAGUGAAAUCUUGUCGGCAUGCUACAACUUCCGCAGUCUCUGAAAAUAGUGGAAGUACCCGUCGUGCGGCAACUUGGGGUAUUGGUGCGCUUGCAGUCGGUGGUGCGGCGGCCUACUGGAUGCUCCAGGCUCCAGCCCAAGUCAAGGAGCCGCCCAAACCAGCCUUCACCGGCCAGGGAUUCUUCAACUUGACCCUGCAGAGCGUAGAGAAUAUCAAUCACAACACUAAAAAGUUUCGCUUCGCCUUGCCCGAGGAAGACCAGGUCAGCGGCCUGCAGACAGCCAGCUGCCUGUUGACGAGAUUCAAAGACUCGAACACGGAAAAGGCCGUUAUUCGGCCUUACACGCCUAUCAGUGAUGAAGAUGACCAGGGUCACGUCGACCUGCUAGUUAAAAAGUAUCCCACCGGCGUCAUGUCCAGUCACUUCCACGAAAUGACGCCGGGCCAAAGCCUUGAGUUCAAGGGUCCGAUCUCAAAGUAUCCAUGGAGUCCAAACAUGCACUCGCAUGUCACCAUGAUCGCUGGCGGGACUGGAAUAGCCCCGAUGUACCAGCUAGUACGUACUAUCUUCAAGAACCCCGAGGAAAAAACAAAGGUCACCCUUGUAUAUGCCAACGUCACUGAAGAAGAUAUCCUCCUUCGCAAAGAGCUAAUGGAGCUCGAAAACACGUAUCCUCAGCGAUUCCGAGUCUUUUAUGUCCUCGACAACCCUCCAAAGUCUUGGGUGGGUGAAAAGGGAUAUAUUGGCAAGAAUCUUCUCAAAACCGUUCUCCCCGAACCCAAAGAAGAAAAUAUCAAGAUAUUUGUUUGUGGUCCGCCACCUAUGUACAAAUCUAUCUCUGGUAUGAAGAAAUCUGCUUCUGACCAGGGAAAUCUGGAUGGUUCUAUUUUAGAGGAACUUGGCUAUUCUAAGGAUCAGGUUUUUAAAUUUUAA